AUGACUGGUGGCGCACUCCCCUGGCAUUACCAGCAGAUCUUGAUCCUUGGGAGAAGAACCCAGUCAUCGUACGUGUCACCACCGAAAGGAGAGUACAAAACCGGCGAUGUGGCGGCUGUUGGAGAGCUCCUGUUGGACAUAUCCAUCCAGCUAGCUAAAAACUAUGGCUUGACCUAUGAAGAGAUUGAGAAAGGCCUUCCGCUGAUAGACACAUCGAAGACUCUGAUCCGGGAGGUGUGCCCUCCGUUCUUGGCCAACGUGGAGUGUAGGGCAGGCAAAUAUCGCCGCCUGGAUGGUCUAUGCACCAACCUCAAGCACCCAACUUGGGGUGCCACCAAUACUCCCUUUACCAGAUUGAUCGGACCUCUGUUCGCCGAUGGUAUCACAGCACCUAGGAUAUCCAUCACUGGGCACCAGCUCCCGAGGGCCAGGGUUGUCUCCAGGACAAUGCACCCUGAUGAAGGCUACCAUGAGCAUGCUGGUACAGUCAUGUUGGUAGCUUGGGGACAGUUCUUGGAUCACGACUUCACACUCACUGCUACACCUGAAGGUGAGAAUAUUCCUAUGUUUGUCCUUGACCCAGUAUCUAAGAACGAACCAGAAGAAUGUUGUAGACGCCCUCCACACUUAAAGAACCCAUAUUGCAUGGAAAUUGAGAUCCCAGAAGAUGAUUAUUAUUAUCAAAAAUAUGGCCAAAAAUGUCAAGAUUUUGUGAGAGGUUUUCCUGCUGUCAGACCUGGUUGCAGGCUUGGGUCCCGCACACCGUUUAAUAAACUGACUGCAGUUUUGGAUGCAAAUACAGUUUAUGGAGUUGAUGAAACUUUUGGCAGGCAUUUGAGAGCUGGUUAUGGUGGUUUGUUGAGAAUGAAUCCAGUUUUCGGUGAAUAUGGCCUCAAAGAUCUUCUCCCACUAAAAGUGGACAUUCCUGAUGAAGGCUGUACAAGGACAAAUAGAUCUCAAUUCUGUUUUGAAGCAGGUGAAAUAAGAGUGAAUGAACAAUUGGUGUUGACAUGUAUGCAUACGUUGAUGGCUAGAGAACAUAAUAGACUUGCUCAUGGACUUAGUCAAAUAAAUCCGCAUUGGGAUGAUGAAACUUUAUACCAAGAAGCCAAGAGAAUAGUAAUUGCUGAAGUACAACAUAUUACUUACAAUGAGUUCCUGCCUAUCCUUUUGGGUAAAGAAGUUAUGGACAAAUUUGGAUUGUUACUACAAAAAGAGGGAUAUUGGAAUGGCUAUGAUCCUGAGGUAAAUCCUAACGUUAUUGAUGCAUUUUCUUCAGCGGCAUUUAGGAUGGGUCAUACUCUGCUUCCGACAGCUGUUGAGAGAUGGAGCAAAGCACAUAAGUUUAUAGCUUCAAAACGACUCUCUGAUUUAAUAAGGAGGCCUUAUGACUUAUACAGAGCAGGCGUAUUAGAUGAAUAUGUAAUGGGCCUCAUGAAUCAAGUUGCCCAAGCCAUGGAUGAUUCAGUUACGCAGGAAGUAACCAACAAUUUGUUCAAAAAACCUGGAAAUCAUUUUGGAUUGGAUUUGGUUUCAUUCAAUAUGCAGAGAGGUAGAGACUUCGGAAUCCCAGGAUACAUGGAAUUCAGAAAAUUCUGUGGUCUUCCUGAGGCACACAGCUUUGAAGCUCUUUUUGGUGCUAUGCCUAACACCACUAUUAGCAGAUACACCACCAUUUAUGAGCACCCUUCAGAUGUUGACUUAUGGUCCGGUGGGGUGAGUGAGCGACCACUUCCUGGCAGCAUGAUUGGACCUACCUUUGGUUGUAUCAUCGCUACACAGUUCAGUUAUGCAAGAAGAGGAGACAGAUUUUGGUAUGAGCUACCUAACCAACCUUCUUCGUUCACACCAGAACAACUUCAAGAACUUCGAAAAAUUAAACUUUCAAGAGUUAUCUGCGAUAACACAGACCUGAUUGAUACCAUUCAAGUUUAUCCUAUGGUAUUACCAGAUCAUGAAAUAAACCCAAGAGUACCAUGUAAGAGCGGAGUGUUGCCCAGUAUUGACCUUUCUAAAUGGGCUGAUUUCGGACAAGGAACAAAUAACUUCCACACGACUCUUGAAGGUUUUGAAUCUCUUCUACUCAAAAAAUAAUUUGUAGUUUGUACAAAUAAAUCAUCAAAAUGUUUAAAUAAGGAUGGUCAUAUGAUCAAAUAUAUAUUUGCUGUUAUGACUACCACAACACCGUGCCAAUCUAUGUGUAUAAAAAUAUUUGAUUGAGUUGUACUAAUCAAAUGUAUGGUACAGAAUUUGUGAUUUAUAUUUAGUUUUAUAAUGAGCCAUAUUGUCUCUUAAACAGAAAACAACAAAAGAAAAUCUAUAAUGUCAUUUAUGGAGAGAUUUUUACCUUUCUUCAAAUUUGAAUAUUUAUAAUUUGUUUUUGUGAUUUUUUUUUCUUGUUAUUUUACUAAUUUAAAGUAUUUUUGUAAAUAUUAGGUUUAAAUGUUAGAGCUGAGAUAAUUUAUUUGAAUAUUACCAUUAUUUUUCUUGUUUUUAAUGUUUGUAAAAUGUGAUGUAUAGAUUUUUGUAUUGUUAGUUAUUAAGGAAAAAAAUAAUUUUACAAAGUUUUGUGUAGUUAAUCCUUUUGAAGUUUUAAUUUUAAUAUAGCGUCAUUUUACAGAA
Messenger RNA from Nezara viridula (southern green stink bug), 2622 nucleotides. The record is from the annotation of a GenBank genome assembly. Lineage: Eukaryota; Metazoa; Arthropoda; Insecta; Hemiptera; Pentatomidae.